Messenger RNA from Cladophialophora immunda, 1680 nucleotides. RefSeq lists its product as uncharacterized. Gene Ontology annotation, cellular component: endoplasmic reticulum membrane. Gene Ontology annotation, molecular function: Delta24(24-1) sterol reductase activity. The coding region runs from base 1 to 1680 and encodes 559 amino acids. The transcript has 4 exons. The record is from RefSeq and is a predicted model, not a curated record. Lineage: Eukaryota; Fungi; Ascomycota; Eurotiomycetes; Chaetothyriales; Herpotrichiellaceae. Gene Ontology annotation, biological process: ergosterol biosynthetic process.
AUGACAGUCACCCGCACGCAGGCGGGUAAAACGCCCCGAAAAACAGUGCGUCCGGAUUAUGUCGAAACCCCUGGCACGUACGGGAAGCCUCGACCGCGUAAAUCCCUUGCCGUUGUCGACGAUCAUGGCGCGCAAGUCUCUUCCCGGCUUCAGGACGACGAUGACACGGUGGCCGCUGCAACGCGACGCGUCAAGAGUGUGGAACCGGAAGCAAUGAAUGGACAUGCCAAUGGACAUGCCAAUGGGCACAUCAAGCCGACGGCGAAUGGGCACAUCACCAAGACAGAAAGUCAAGAGAAGGUCUCUGCUGAACGACUGGUGGACGGAUGGCGCCCUGGAAUGGACCCCAGGGUCGAUGCAUCCGGGCAUCUCGAAUUUGGAGGGUCAUUGGGCGUGACUGCGAUGAUGGUCGGCUUCCCGUUGUUGAUGUACUACAUGUGGAUCGGUGCAACAUACUACGAUGGCAAGUUUCCUACUCCGAGAGAGGGCGAGUCUCUAAAAGAGUUCUUCUAUGGGCUCUUCCGCAUGGCGUACUAUGGUGCAUGGCCGUCAACAAAAGCCUGGGUCAUAUACUGGGUCUUCUGCAUCUUCGAGAGCGCCUGUUAUUGCUUGAUGCCGGGCAUCUGGACCAAGGGCAAACCCUUGCCUCAUGAGAACGGACGCAGAUUGGAUUACUACUGCAGUGGAAUGUGGUCUUGGUGGGCCACCAUCAUUGUCGCCCUGGGUCUUCAUUUUUCUGGCCUCUUCAAGCUCUACACCAUCAUUGACGAGUUUGGGCCCCUGAUGUCCGUGGCGAUCAUUUCCGCCUUCGCUGUGGCAAUCAUCGCAUACGCUUCAGCCAUUUAUCGCGGCAAGCAGCACCGGAUGACGGGGUACUUGAUGUACGAUUUCUUCAUGGGUGCGGAACUGAAUCCCCGCAUGUUUGGGACUCUCGACUUCAAGAUGUUUUUUGAGGUUCGCAUGCCUUGGUACAUCCUUUUCCUCCUCUCGUUGGGAACGGCUGCACGGCAAUAUGAGCUUUACGGACACGUCUCGGGCGAGGUCGGAUUCUUGGUCAUGGCGCACUUUCUAUACGCAAAUGCGUGCAGCAAAGGCGAAGAACUCAUUGUCCCAACCUGGGAUAUGUAUUACGAAAAAUGGGGCUUUAUGCUGAUCUUCUGGAACAUGGCCGGCGUGCCCCUGACCUACUGCCAUUGCACCAUCUUCCUGGCCAACCACGCUCCAAGCACCUAUGUGUGGAACAAAUAUGCGCUUGCUGCUUUGUAUGUGGCCUACCUGUUUGUCUACUGGGUUUGGGAUACCACAAACAGCCAGAAGAACCGCUUCCGGACAAAGGAAUCGGGUGGUGCCAUUACCCGGAAAGCAUUUCCACAGCUACCCUGGCAGACGGUUGAGAACCCCAAGGUCAUCCGAUCAGAGGAUGGAGGAACGAUUCUUGCGGACGGCUGGUAUGGCUACGCGAGGAAGAUCCAUUACACUUGCGAUCUCUUCUUCGCCCUUUCUUGGGGAGCCGUGACAGGCUACAAAUCACCCUUCCCGUGGUUUUAUCCUCUCUUCUUCACGGCCAUGAUUAUCCACCGGGCCACGCGAGACAUCCAAAAAUGCCGGAAGAAGUACGGCAAGGCUUGGGAAGAGUAUGAGCGACAAGUCCCAUACCUGUUCAUCCCUUAUGUAUUCUAG